Pistacia vera is the source of this 1988-nucleotide messenger RNA. Its product is annotated as berberine bridge enzyme-like 21. Lineage: Eukaryota; Viridiplantae; Streptophyta; Magnoliopsida; Sapindales; Anacardiaceae. Bases 46 to 1749 code for a protein of 567 amino acids. Gene Ontology annotation, molecular function: FAD binding; oxidoreductase activity. The record is from RefSeq and is a predicted model, not a curated record. The transcript is spliced from 3 exons.
UGAUUGCGUUGCAAAAACUCUAUCCAAAGCAAUCAACAGACAACAAUGGAAAAUCCAAGUUCAUCUUUUCUUCUGCUUCUUUUUUUAAUUCAUGUUUCCUUUCCAUGGACUACCUCAUAUUCAGUCUACGAAACUUUUCUUCAAUGCUUAGCACAUCAAACUCACUCCAAAAACCAAGUCCCCAACAUAGUCUACACCCAAACAAAUGCAUCAUACACCUCAGUUUUACGUUCGUUUAUCAGAAACGCUCGCUUCAAUUCUUCUUCAACGCCAAAGCCUUUACUCAUAAUAACCCCAUUACAAGAAUCCCAUGUUCAACAAGCCGUGAUUUGCACCAAACAAGUUGGUUAUCAGCUCAAAAUCCGCAGCGGCGGCCACGACUUUGAGGGCAUAUCGUAUAUCUCUGACCACCCGUUUUUCGUUCUUGACACGGCGAAUCUACGAUCGGUAUCUGUUGACAUAAAUGAAGAGUCGGCUUGGGUUGACGGUGGCGCCACAUUGGGUGAAGUUUACUACGCGAUUUGGGAGAAGAGUAAAGUUCAUGGCUUUCCUGCUAGUAUUUGUCCCAGUGUUGGCGUCGGUGGGCAUUUGAGUGGCGGCGGUUAUGGCAACAUGUUGCGAAAAUAUGGCUUGUCGACGGAUAAUGUUGUGGAUGCGAAGAUUGUUGAUGUUAAGGGGAGAAUUCUUGAUAGAAAAGCAAUGGGAGAGGAUCUUUUUUGGGCUCUUAGAGGAGGCGGUGGAGCAAGUUUUGGUGUUGUGUUAUCUUAUAAAAUCAAGUUGGUUUCUGUUCCAGAGAGGGUUACUGUAUUCAGAGUUGAAAGAGUUUUGGAAGAAAAUGCAAUUGAUUUGGCCUAUAAGUGGCAGCUUGUGGCGCCUUCGACUGAUAAAAAUCUGUUCAUGAGAAUGCUUAUACAGCCCAUUACGAGAAACAAGAAGAAGACAGUUAGAAUAUCGUUUGUGACAUUGUAUUUAGGCGGGGCGGAGAGUCUUGUUUCUCUCUUGGCCAAGGAUUUUCCUGAAUUGGGGCUAAAAAGGGAAAAUUGUUUAGAGAUGAGCUGGGUUGAUUCAGUUCUUUGGUGGUAUAAGCUUAAUGGCACUUCAUUAUCAUCGCGUGCUCUGCUUGAUAGAGAACUUAACUCGGCUAUUUUCUUGAAGAGGAAAUCAGAUUAUAUUCAGAAACCAAUUCCGAAGAAUUCCUUGGAAUCGCUAUUCGAGACAUUGAUGGUACUGGAAAAAACAGGACUGGUUUUCAAUCCUUAUGGUGGGAGAAUGAGUGAAAUUCCAGCGUCGGAGACAGCAUUUCCACACAGAGGAGGAAAUUUGUUUAAGAUACAGUACUCAGUGAAUUGGGAUGAGGCUGAUAUUGAGCUUGAAAAGAACUGCACAUCUCAGAUAAGAAACCUUUACAAUUUCAUGACUCCAUUUGUGUCCAAAAAUCCAAGGAGGGCUUACUUGAACUAUAGAGAUCUUGAUAUUGGCAUUAACCAUCAUGGAAAAGACAGUGAUAAUGAAGGUGAAGUUUAUGGGGUCAAGUAUUUUAAUGAGAAUUAUGCGAGAUUGGUGACAGUAAAGACAAUGUUUGAUCCUGAAAACUUCUUCAGGAAUGAGCAGAGUAUCCCUUCUCAACCAAGUGUAAAAAACAGGCAGUUGACCUCCAACUCAAUUUCCUGGAAGCUGCCUGGGGUUAGCCAAGAAGGAUCACACUCUGAAUGCAUAAGGCUGCCUUUCAAGGAUACAUCAAUCAAUUAGAAUGCAUAAUGGAAAUGUUUUACCAUUUGAUAAUAAAGCUACCUGGACUUCAUAGCUAAGCUCAGAAGUCAAUUUAUUUCAGCAGCCUGCUCUUUUAAUUUUCAUCAACUUGAAUAAUGAAAAGCUGAAAUAGUCAUCAUUCAUUAAUAGUGUUUGUCAGGUUGUUGGUUCUUUUGAAACAAGGACAAUGCCUGCUUGUUUGAUUCAUUUCUAAAAUCAAUAAACGAGUGAUCCUCAUU